This is a messenger RNA of Nanorana parkeri, 604 nucleotides long. Its product is annotated as tRNA modification GTPase GTPBP3, mitochondrial-like. Lineage: Eukaryota; Metazoa; Chordata; Amphibia; Anura; Dicroglossidae. The transcript is spliced from 3 exons. Gene Ontology annotation, biological process: tRNA methylation; tRNA wobble uridine modification. The coding region runs from base 115 to 549 and encodes 144 amino acids. The record is from RefSeq and is a predicted model, not a curated record. Gene Ontology annotation, cellular component: mitochondrion; cytoplasm.
UGUACUAGAAGAAAAGGCUUUUACAAGGUCUCUGAAUCAGACAUUCUUGUAGCUGUAAUAGAUGUGAGCAAUAGUUCGAUCUCUCAAGAUUCCAUUUUGGCCCACCUGCAUAACAUGUGCCUCAGUGUACAGGGGGAUGGUCCAAGGAGUGUCAUGGUAGUACUCAACAAAAUGGAUCUGCUAAGCCAAGACAGUUUAUCUAUUGCGAAGGAACUAUGCAAACAGCAUGGACUGCCACCAAUAUGUCUAUUGUCCUGUCAUACAGGUGAAGGGGUUGGUGACUUCUUAAGAAUCCUUAGACAGACCUUAGAAACUGUCUAUGGUGACCCACUUCAGGGAGCUCCAACAAUAACACAGACUCGUCACAGGUUUCAUCUUACUGCAUGUUUAGAUGCUCUGAGACGCUAUUUCCUCUAUCGGGAACAGGAUUUGGUUUUGGUUGCAGAGGAACUGCGUAUUGCCCACAGACAGCUCGGCACUAUCACAGGCAGGGUAGGGGCAGAAGAAAUUCUAGAUAUUAUAUUUUCAGAUUUCUGCAUUGGAAAGUGACUAUCCACUUCUUUUGGGUCACUUUGACGUAUGUUGCAUCUUUCCAAAAUUAAGU